AUGGUGACCAAGAAAGAACUUGUUCCUGCUUUCAUAGUUUACUGUUUUGGAAUGAAUCAGGCACAUGAAAAGGCAAUUGCAGUACAAUUUGACAAAGAUUCUAAGGCAAUAACAACCUUCUUCAAUAAGAUGAUUAUGUUUUCAUUACAGAACGAUGAAGUGGAGUUUGUGCGAACGGGCUAUGGGAAGGAUAUGGUAAAAGUUCUCCACAUUCAAAGAGAUGGAAAAUAUCACAGCAUUAAAGAGGUGGUGACUUCAGUGCAACUUACUCUGAGUUCCAAAAAGGAUUACCUGUAUGGAGACAAUUCAGACAUCAUUCCUACAGACACCAUCAAGAACACAGUUCAUGUCAUAGCAAAGUUCAAAGGGAUCAAAACCAUAGAAAACUUUGCUUUGAAUAUCUGUGAGCAUUUCCUUUCUUCUUUUAACCAUGUCCUCCGAGCUCAUGUCUACGUGGAAGAGAUCCCUUGGAAACGUUUUGAAAAGAAUGGAGUUAAACAUAUUCAUGCAUUUAUUCACACUCCCACUGGAACACACUUCUGUGAGGUUGAACAGAUGAGGAGCGGAUCUCCAAUCAUUCAUUCUGGAAUCAAAGACCUCAAGAUCUUGAAAACAACCCAGUCUGGAUUUGAAGGAUUCCUGAAAGACCAGUUCACCACCCUUCCUGAGGUGAAGGACAGAUGCUUUGCCACCCAAGUGUACUGCAAGUGGCGCUAUCACCAGAGCAGACACGUGGACUUUGAAGCUACUUGGGACAUUGUUCGAGACAUCAUCCUGGAGAAAUUUUCUGGGCCUUAUGACAAAGGCGAGUACUCACCCUCCGUCCAGAAGACCCUCUAUGAUAUCCAGGUGCUCACGCUGAGCCGGAUUCCCGAGAUAGAAGACAUGGAAAUCAGCUUGCCAAAUAUUCACUACUUUAACAUAGACAUGACCAAAAUGGGCCUGAUCAACAAGGAAGAGGUCUUGCUGCCAUUAGAUAAUCCAUAUGGUAAAAUUACUGGUACAGUCAAGAGGAAGCUGUCUUCAAGGCUGUGA
Molecule: messenger RNA, 1035 nt
Organism: Marmota flaviventris (yellow-bellied marmot)
Lineage: Eukaryota; Metazoa; Chordata; Mammalia; Rodentia; Sciuridae
Product: uricase
Biological process (GO): purine nucleobase catabolic process; urate catabolic process
Cellular component (GO): peroxisome
Molecular function (GO): urate oxidase activity
Source: RefSeq, a predicted model, not a curated record